Aspergillus novofumigatus IBT 16806 is the source of this 709-nucleotide messenger RNA. RefSeq names its product splicing factor 3B subunit 5 family protein. The record is from RefSeq and is a predicted model, not a curated record. The coding region runs from base 59 to 313 and encodes 84 amino acids. Gene Ontology annotation, cellular component: U2 snRNP; precatalytic spliceosome. The transcript has 2 exons. Gene Ontology annotation, biological process: mRNA splicing, via spliceosome. Lineage: Eukaryota; Fungi; Ascomycota; Eurotiomycetes; Eurotiales; Aspergillaceae.
CAACAACAACCACAUACACCCGUCCAUCACAGAAUACCCAUCCUACCGAUACUAAAAAAUGGCCGAUAAACUCCGCACCCUCCAAAACCUCGAAGCCCUGCAGGCCCGCCACAUCGGCACCGGCCACGCCGACACAACCAAGUACGAAUGGGAAUCCAACAUCAUCCGCGACAGCUAUGCGUCGUAUAUCGGGCACCCGCCGCUGCUGUCGUACAUGGCGCUGGGGAUGGGCGAGCCGAAGGAGAAGGUGCGGGCUGCGAUGAUUGAGAAGAUGGUUCGCGGGGCUGGCAAUCCGCCUGAGACGCAGGAAUAACGAGUUCUGGGCAUGGAUUGGGAUAGGACUAGUGAUCUGCGUCCCUGAAUUCCGGGCAGCUAGGAUUUGCAGCAGGCGAGGUCCGUUCACAGCUAUUCGCGUCAAGGAAGGAUCCUCCGGAUCGCACGGCAAUGAGCCAGAGUCAAUCGAACUGUUCGGUUGUCUAUAGGUCUACGGCGACCUCUUGAGGACUCGACUUGCUAUGCGAGCCAGAGAGCAGGCGUUUCACGGGAAAUGCCGCGAGAUGGAAGGGAGAUUCUUCAGAAUAUGUGUAUUGACACAGGAUACUCUUUGAUACCCGGUGCAUGGCGUUAUCUGGGAACUGUCAUCAUGAACAGUUCUUCUGCUGUUCUUACAAGCCUGAUUAGAAUAUACAAUUUGAUCAUUGAGCUAUUA